Molecule: messenger RNA, 410 nt
Organism: Nestor notabilis (Kea)
Lineage: Eukaryota; Metazoa; Chordata; Aves; Psittaciformes; Psittacidae
Product: GATS-like protein 3
Biological process (GO): cellular response to L-arginine; negative regulation of TORC1 signaling
Cellular component (GO): cytosol
Molecular function (GO): arginine binding
Source: RefSeq, a predicted model, not a curated record
CCCCCCGUGGGAGGCCGGCACCGACAGCCAGGACCUCGACUCCAUCACCUUCUUUGCCUUCUCCCUCAUCGAUGGCUACAUCUCCAUUGUGAUGGAUGCCGAAACCCAGAAGCGGUUCCCCAGUGACCUGCUGCUGACCAGCUCGACAGGGGAGCUGUGGCGGAUGGUGCGGAUCGGGGGGCAGCCCCUUGGCUUCGAUGAGUGUGGCAUCGUGGCGCAGAUCGCAGAGCCGCUGGCCGCCGCCGACAUCUCUGCAUACUACAUCAGCACCUUCAACUUUGAUCACGCCUUGGUGAGCCCCUGACCCCCGUCCCCGGGGACCCACCUCCCUGGGGGUGUCCCCAUGGGGCUUACAUCCCAUUUCCCCCCUGGCAGGUCCCUGAGGAGGGCAUCGCCGAGGUCAUCCAGCU